Synchiropus splendidus (mandarinfish) is the source of this 5357-nucleotide messenger RNA. It is a transcript of the gene tbkbp1, whose product is annotated as TBK1 binding protein 1. Gene Ontology annotation, cellular component: cytoplasm. NCBI's taxonomy places the organism in Eukaryota, Metazoa, Chordata, Actinopteri, Syngnathiformes, Callionymidae. Gene Ontology annotation, biological process: canonical NF-kappaB signal transduction. The record is from RefSeq and is a predicted model, not a curated record. The transcript has 10 exons. Bases 241 to 2139 code for a protein of 632 amino acids.
AUUCCCCCGACAUCACCAUCCUCAUCAUCACCAUCCCACUCCCGCGGAACUCCACCACGAUGCUCAGCUCUGCUCAGUAGCAGCUUCAGCAGGCUGCAGGAGCACCGCGAGAGGACGACCGAAGAAACAGAUCCGCGUUUUGUGGUCUCGUCGAGUUAUUUUCAGUGAAAAGGUGCAACCUUCCCUGCACCCAUGAUUCCAGACGGAUCAGUCCGCGAGAGAGCGUCGAGGCUCUGAGUGAUGCAGUCUCUGUUCGGCGGGGGAGAGCUGGGGCUGCUGGGAGGAGGCGGUGACGCUGGCGGGCUGAAAGAGGAUGGCUGUGGCAGUGUGGUGUGGCGGUCCUCGCCCCUUCCCUCUGAUGACGUCUACUCCGCCUCCAACUUUACCCUCCUUACAGCCUAUCAGGACAUCAAGGCGAGGCUGGCCUCCCUGGAGAGAGAGAACACCAGCAUCAAGAGGAAGCUGAAGAUCUAUGAGAUUAAGUUCCCAAUGAUCAAUGAAUUUGGCGACGACACAAACUCCUACUGCUCCUUCGAGAGUAAGGAAACUGCACUUCUACACUCGGAGAACGGAAAUCUGCAGCAGAGAGUCAACAUCUUGACCCAUGAGCUUCAAAAGAGGAAGGAGAGGGAGGAGCAGCUGGAGGAUGUGAUCCAGGCCUACGAGAAGAUUCACAUGGAGAAGAGUAACUUGCAGAGGGAUCUUGAUAAAAUGAGCGGACUGGUGGAGAAACACGUGGAGCGAAUCUUGAGCCUGGAAUCUGCGCUCAGGCAGCGGGAGAACUCUCUGCAGAAGCUCAACAUGCAGCUGCACAGCAAAGACAUGCAGUAUUUGCAGCUGCACGCCGGCCCCGACGCGCACAUGCUCGACUGUCCGGCCAUGACCCUUCAGAGCUCGCGCAGCCUGGAUACUUUGUCGGACCUGAAGCUGCAGCGUCUGGAGGCGGAGCUAGAAGGGGUGCGGCAUGAGGCGCAGGGUGCGUGUCAACGGGAAGAGGACCUGAAGGCCGAGUGUGAGCGACUGAAGGAGGACAUCAGGCACCUGCAGAACAGUCAGAGGGAGCGAGACUUGAAUUCACCAUGCAAGCAGUGUGAUGUGGAGUGGAUCAAGAAAGUGGGAGACGAACAGGUGAAUCUAGCACUGGCGUACACAGAGUUAACCGAGGAGCUCAGUCGCCUGCAGACACUGAGCUCCAAGCAGACAGAAAUCCUGAGGAAAGCCUCUCAUGAGCAGACGAGUCCAGUCCAACGUCACUCCCCCAUCCACCACCAACGUCACUCUCCAGUCUCCCAGCGCCACUCACCGAUCUUACAGCGCCACUCUCCGGUUGCUCCUCCGACGCAUCACUCCCCCAUCCAACAGAGACGCUCCCCAGUGCUGCAGCGCCUCUCGCCAGACAUGCACCGACGCUCGCCACUGUUGGACAUUAGUGACGGACCAGCUUCAUACUCCUGCCGCCCUCCCAGCCAGCACCUGAGGGCAAGUUUCCAGGGUCGCCGAAGUUACUCAGAGGUCACUGACCCUUCCAUGUACCAGUGUCCACCACGUUUCUCUUUGGACCCAGUGUCCACGCUGCCUAAACCACGGCCGUUUGUAGACAGCUACACCAAACCCCAGGCCCAACAUGUGACCUCUCCUCAUGGACUUCCACACAGACGAUCACCAUCCCCUCAUCAGGGAGCCACCGGAGGAGACGAAAGCUCCAUGCGACUCUCGAGAGAGAUGCCUUUUCCUCUCUCUGAGGUCGCCCACCUUCACUUUGAGCCACCACCGCCAUCCACCCCGGCAUCCCAGCCGCCACAGUCCUCUGAGGAUGAGGAGGACUGGACCGGUCAGCACACCAUCAGUCCACCCCGAACUCUGGGUGUGCUGUCCCCCACAGCGACCAGCGGCACAAUGAGAAGUCCUUCAUCUGGCGCUGCCUUCCCUCAGCGGUCCAACACUUUGAGCUGCCACCCACAGUCGGGCUAUGUCUCUGCUGAGCAUGCCCAGUCCUGGCCAUCCAUUAAUCUCUGGAUGGAGACGGAAGAGAGCGACAUGCGUAGCUGCCCUCUCUGUCAGCUGAUAUUCCCCGUUGGAUACCCCGAUGACGCCCUCAUCAAGCACAUUGACUCCCACUUGGAGAACAGCAAAAUCUGAUAUCUCACCUGGGAGAGAGAAGAUCCUGCUCACUCCACAUGCUUCAGCAGUGAGGUCCACACGCAGCACCGGGGUCGGUAUUCCUUGGGUUAAUGAGUCUUACUGCCUUGGAACAGUGUGUGCUCAGUCUCUGUGGAUGGUUGCGACCCAUGUUGAGUUCAGUUCUGGCUGACAUUGGUCCUAUUGCCAUCUGAGCUGGAGAGAUGGAGAGCUCCGCAACGCAACAUUCAGGGAGUCAUCUUCUGUCGCGACCUUCUCCACCACUUAGCUUUAAAUAUUGUACUCAGAGUUUUAUCCGUCACAAGUGUAAACGCCCUCCUUUAGAUGUUCUUAUUAACCUUGGUUAAAAAAAAGCAGAAGAAAAAUAGAAUGUCAAUUAUCUGCUUUCAACUUCAAAAGGGAAGAGUGUGUACAAUAAGAGUCUUCAUGUGAUUCUUGAAUGAUUCUUAAGACUAAGUGCAAGUCAUUCUCAAGUCGCGAUUUUACUCGGAGAAACACCUGCAUUCAGCUAAAAACUAAAAACCAAAAAAACACAUCUGGAAAUAUCUUAAAUAGUGAAGUAGAGAGUUUUGAUUUUAAUCUGAUGCUUUCUGCAUGAACAAAUGACACGACCUACUAGAAAACUGUCACAAACACUAAGUUAUUACUGUAAGUAAAUGUUGAGGAUUUAAAUUUGUUGUAAAUUCCUGUAAAUUCUUUUUUCUCCCCCAGAACGGCGCUGGUAAGUUACAAUGUUCCUCCUAUAUUAUGCAUGAUAAACAUAACCAGGAUCAAAUCAUUUUUUUGAUUUGAUGACUAUGGAGACAAGUUCCGUAUGAAUGAGUGAAUGAAAUAUACAGGAAGUCCAUUUACUGAAAUGCGAAAUGUUUCGGAACAUAAACUCGGGAUCCUCCGGAAUCUGUAUUUCCCAGUCAGAUCGGCACAUUUGUGUGAUGUUAACUACCAUAAAGACCUAUUGAGUGUCCUGUAGAACAAACAUUCCAGACUCACCUCUUUCCAAUAACCAUUGAAAGCUAAUGAAUGUGAAAGUGCAGUGUUGAUGUCGUCCUGCAGGGCGGGGCCGCAGCUCUGACUUACAAGUUGUCAGAAAGCUUGCCAGGUGAGGAGAAUCUUAAGAGCACUUUACGUUAGUACAGCCUGUUCUUUUCUACUACUUUUUUGAUUCUCUUGUCGAUCUGUGAGGCAAAAAAAAAGAGGAUAUAUUUUUGCAAAUGUUGAAGCACCUCAAGUGUGAUGGUCAUGUGUUUUUCUCUCUUGGUCUUUCACACCUGAUGUAAAGACACACUUGUUUCUGUACAAAGACAAAAACUGGGAUUCUCUCAGUCUUGUUAGAUUUGUGUUGCUGCUGACUGUUGAUGUCAGAACUGCCCAAGCGACGUGACACAAGUCAGUAGAGAGAAGAGAGCAGAUGUGUUUUCUGUGCCUGCUGAUGAAUUAUGAAUACUGCACUGGCUUGAUGAUGACUGUACAGCAAUCAGCCAUAUGAUUAUGACCACCUGCCUAAUGGGUCAGUUCAAUGUUAGGCCACAUGGUUCAGUCUAGCACAGCUGAAAAUGCAAGUAUGAGCAUGUCAAAUAUUCAGUUGUCACCUGUCUGUUGGGUCCCGUUUCUCCUGUUCGGUGCAGUCGCCAGUGAGUGGAGUGGAACGGAAGAAAUAUUUUAUUUAUUUAGAGUUGUUGGUUUAUAUUUCAGUGUUGAAUAUCUGGGACAUUUGUUAACACUUGAAGAACAUUUUAGUAUAAGUGAAUGCAUAUAUCCAGUAAAGUUUAGCUGUUGGAUGAGUGCAGUGUUUCUUUUGGAAAGUAAGUCUUUGACGGUGUUGGAGAAAAGACACGUGAAGAAUGAAAAGACAAUGAAGAAACCAAAGUUAGGUUUUGCUAUCCUAAUCACGAUAGCUGGUCAACUAGGAGUCCACCACAUCAAUAAGGGGAUGAGCAACUGAGUUCUGCAGCUCAUGCGUUGCUCCAUAUUUAAGAAGCAAAAGCAGUAAACAUUCAUGAACAAGUCCAAAGCAAAGGACCCUUACAUUUACAAUUCAAGCAACCAAAUCUCCUGGGUGUAUGCCACCUACACUUCGAAUGACCCUGGUUUGCUACUUGUCUUUCUUUUGAAAGCUACUGACCAACCAGGACAAGUGCUACUAUUUAUUUAGCAGCAGGUUGACAUGGUUAGGUAGCUGGCCUUGAUCUUGUGGCUGCUUGCUGUGUUUUCUGCCGUCCAAACAUGGUGCGGUGCGUCACAAGUUUUAAUUAUCGGCAGGGUUUAACUUUAUUUUCAUAUGUGGAUUCCAUAUUUAUUUACAGGACUACUGUGCACGGUAUGUUAAACUUGUCUUUGAAAAAAACUAAAAAAAAAAACUAAAAGAAACAAACAAAAAAUGUUGAUGUCAGCUGACCUGAGGUAAGCUAUUUCUCCAACUUAUGCAGUUUCUUUCGCCCCUCGAGAAUACCAAUGUGGUGGAUAAGAGGCGGGCGAUGUGGAAGACAGAUUAAACUUCACCACCUUCACCACCAGCUUCUCUGGAGAGAGGGCUGCUGUGAUCUGACCUAGAUUGUGACUAGGUGGAGGGUCAGCUUUCUUGCCAAGUCUUGAUAACUACCACUUUUUAGUCAUAUAAAACACCUUUAAGUUCAUUCACAAAAAAAAAUAAAUAAAUAAAAUACAACAUAAAAGUCAGCCAUCAGUCAAGCAGAGAACAAACUACCUUAUUCCAAAACUGAAUGACGAGGGCUUAAACGUUUGCUUUGUCUCAAAUGAAUAUUUCUAUAGUAUGUACCAAUACCACCUUGUAUCAUACACAAAACAUAUUUUAAUCCAUGUACAGAUACAGAUAUAUAUAUAUACACAUGUAAAAUUACUGGGACUCAUUAUUUGUACUCUGUAAUUGGAGCAGUUGUACAUGAACAAACUAUAUUUCAAGUAUAGCCACUUAACCUUCUUCAGUCACCUCACACUCUAAUAGGCAGCUAAACUUGCACCCCUUGUACAUGCGUAGUUUCUAAGUCUGCAGUUCUAUCUACUGCCCACCAUGUACUGCUGCUGUUUCACAGUCAGAGCUGGAGCAGAACCUGAAGUCCUGAUGUGGUUCUGUUGAAGCUCAGCGGUGAAACUGAGCGUCUGCAGUGCUGUAACCAACACCACCCACAGCACGGCAACAACGUUCUGUCACCUUUCUUUCUGUAUAUAUACGAUUAAAUAAACUGCCACUUGCCCUGAAA